UUUACUUAUUAUGCUAACCUCUAUCGACAGUCAAAUGCUAUUUGUCGAAAUGAAGUAUUGCCUAGUAAUUUUACUACUACCGACGCUUGGAGCCGCCAACAAUGCCCAGCAGCUUUUGGAGAUCGAAGCACAAACCUUCUGGUUUGAUGCUUCGGCUGCGGUGCGUUUUCUACUGCAUACUCGCUUGAAUCCGACGCAUCCUCAAUCGUUGAAAUGGGAUUCGACGGAAUCGGUUAAACAGUCUUUCUUCAACGAAAAGCAUCCGACUCGUUUCACCAUCCACGGCUAUAUCGGAGAUUACGAUUCGGCAGUGAACGAACUUGUCGUGGCCGAGUACCUCAAAGUGGGCGAGUUCAACAUGAUCGUUGUGGAUUGGGGCGAAGGAUCCCAGAGUUUUUUCUACCCCCUUGUAAGAAACCGAGUUGAAGCUGUGGGUCGGACAGUUUCGGAUAUGAUUGAUACCCUUCGGAAAGCGUAUGAUAUAUCUCUCACCAAUGUCACUCUCAUUGGGCACAGCCUCGGAGCUCACAUUGCCGGAGCAGCAGGCAAAGCUCAAAAUGGCAAAAUUGGCACCAUCUUCGGCUUGGAUCCUGCCGGUUGGCUUUUCGAAGUAGACGGUUCGGAUACUCUGAGCGCAAAUGAUGCUGGAUAUGUGGAAAUCAUUCACACCAGUAACCUAAUUGGUUGUGUUGCCGUCCUAGGCCAUGCAGAUUUCUACGUGAAUGAGGGCUACUGGCAACCCGGCUGUAUCGAUGUGCCAACCUGUUCCCACAGUAGGGCGGUUGAGCUGUUUGCCGAAUCAAUAUCCAGCAGCAAAGGCUUCUGGGCUGACGGUGGUGCUUCGGUUCGCAUGGGAGGUGAACCGUCAAACCAGGGAAAGCAGGUUAGGGGAGUUUUUAUGGUUGAAACCGACAGUUCACCUCCCUAUGCCUUGGGCCCGUAGGGCUCACGGUGAUUUGUUUUUGUGGAUCUAUAUUUCGGUUAAUCAUGUUUUAAGUUGAUUGAAUAGUAAUUUGUUUAUUUUAUCUCUAAAUGAAAAAAGCAGCUUAAUCAUUUUGUAUUUCUUUAAGGGGCAAUUUACAAUCUUAUACUAUUAUAUCGAUUUUGAUUGGUUCUUUUCGGCAAGCAUUAACUGAGAGAGACGAAAGAUAGGAAAUGAAAAGACGAAUAGGUAUGCUAGAUUGAAUCAGUUAUAAAUUUAGAACGGAAAAGCUAGCCUAGGCAGGCUCAUAUAAGCAUGAUCAGAAGAAAGAAAUGAAUUCUAUUUUACCUUCUACUUGAGGGGGUCGAACAUUAAAUUCGAGUCCCCAAGUGUGGUCAUGUAACAAGUGUAAUUCUUCACCACACUAUGCUACUGACACCGGAUAUAUAAGCCUAGAAUACCAAUCCGUUUUUUUCAUUUCCUAUCUUUCGUCUCUCUCAGUUAAUGCUUGCCGAAAAGAACCAAUCAAAAUCGAUAUAGUAGACAUUAUGCGGCAAUUAAACUCAAUUAACAAAUCUUAUACUAUGUUCACACUAUGAGUUGAAACAUGUUAUAACUUCGAUUGCAUGUUUUAAGCGAAAUAACAUGUUUUCCCAUAGCAUUUUUUUUCCUAUAUAAAAACGUCACACUAAAACAUGUUUGCCUCAAAUAACACGAUAUAAUCGUCAGGCAAGCACAACCCUCUCAGAACUUUUCAUCAUUUUUGACUAUGUCAAUUGACAAGCUUGCAUCGAACCCGUUUUUUAAUCAAAGUAGCCAUGUAAUCAUCAUAGAAGAAAUCAUUCAAAUCUGUUUCUAUGUGAAGUGGGAAAAAAUGGAGGAAAUAUACUCUUUCUCUAGGACGUUGAAACGAAAGGUUUCGUCAUUAUUUUUGAACAUCUAAAGGCAGAUGCUCCAAUAACAAAAAAUGACACAUUGACACCACAUAUGUUUUUUUGAAAGCAUAUGAUUAGAGGGUAAGGUUCUGUAAGAAAAAAUCAUAUUAUUGAAUGAAAUGAAAGAAAACGCAGCACAAGUGCUUAACUUCUGUGACAUAGACAUGUUUGCACUUUGUUUUUAAUCAAUUUCAAUAACAAACAGUAUGUCAUGCGUGUAACGUAUUCCGAGUGUGGACAGUACUUUAUAUUACUUUCGAUAAUACGUGUUAUUUUCUGAUAGUGUUAACAUAGUAUUAGGAAAACAGCCAUUGCACAGUGGGGAAAAAACUUUACGCGACUUUACUCAAUAAUUUCAUGAAAACCUAAGCAAAUAUUUUCAAAGUUCGUAUUUCUUAUGCAAAAAUUAUCGUAGAAUCGAUUGGUGAUAGUUAGAAGAUUCACAAAAUCGGCCAUCGAGUCCGUUUUACUCUAAUUACUCUUAUUUUCUUCGAAGACUAACUGUGAAACUCUGAAAAAAAAAAUGAAUUCAACUAAUCGGAAGCUACU
Messenger RNA from Malaya genurostris, 2406 nucleotides. Its product is annotated as inactive pancreatic lipase-related protein 1-like. Lineage: Eukaryota; Metazoa; Arthropoda; Insecta; Diptera; Culicidae. Gene Ontology annotation, biological process: lipid metabolic process. Gene Ontology annotation, molecular function: lipase activity. The transcript is spliced from 2 exons. The coding region runs from base 11 to 943 and encodes 310 amino acids. The record is from RefSeq and is a predicted model, not a curated record.